This is a messenger RNA of Cornus florida, 1018 nucleotides long. Its product is annotated as protein NRT1/ PTR FAMILY 5.7-like. Gene Ontology annotation, molecular function: transmembrane transporter activity. Gene Ontology annotation, biological process: transmembrane transport. Lineage: Eukaryota; Viridiplantae; Streptophyta; Magnoliopsida; Cornales; Cornaceae. The transcript is spliced from 2 exons. Gene Ontology annotation, cellular component: membrane. Bases 38 to 1018 code for a protein of 326 amino acids. The record is from RefSeq and is a predicted model, not a curated record.
AUUACCCUUGUUGCCUCGCAUUCCAUUCUUCAGGUGGAUGGACAAAGCUGCAAUUGUAGAGACAUCUCCUCUCAAUAGUCUAGAGGAACAAGAAAAGAAAGGAAAGAUUUGCACAGUUGCAGAAGUGAGUAGAGUAAAAGUUCUACUAGAAAUGGUGCCUAUGUGGACAACCUUCCUUGUAUACAGUCUUGUAGAGGCAACAGGGAGCACUUUCUUUAUUGAACAAACUACUAACUUGAAUGAUGAAAUUAAUAUUGGCAAAACAUUCAUUGUCCCAAUUGUUACAUUCUUUGUAAUCCAGUCCUUUUCAAGCUUCGCAUUCUCUAAUAUGUAUGACUUACUAGUCCCAAAGCUGUGGGGUGGAGCAAAUCGGCAGCGUACUAUGCUUGUGAGAAUUGGAAGUGGGAUGGUUUGUUCAAUAUUAUGUUGCAUUACUGCUUGGCAGGUUGAGGUCCACAGGUUGCAUUUAGUUCGGAAAGGGAGACUCACAGACAAGUCAGACCAAACCAUUUCCAUGAGCAUAUUUUGGUUAGCCCCUCAGUUCUGCCUAUUAGGGCUUAUGGAAGGACUUGCUGAAGAAGGGCUCCAAGAUUUCUUCAACCAUCAUGUUGAUGAAUCCAUGAGGAGCUACGGGCCAGCAUUCGGUGAUUGUAUAUUAGGUAUUGGGAAAUUCCUGUGCAUACCUUUUGUGCUUGCUUUUAGAGGCUGGUUUAAGGACACUCUAGAUGAGAGUCACUUGGAUGAGUAUUACAGAAUGUUAGCAAUGCUAAGUGUUGUGAACCUAUGCUUUUACUGGUACGUAUCAAACAUGUAUGGCGCCUUUAAAGAAGCUCAGGUAGAGGAGGUCGCCCUCGAUCCACUCCUAGUCCUAGAAGAAGGUUUUAGAAGCAUAGUAACAAAAUUUCACCACAGAUCCUGGAGCUGGACUGCUGGAAUUUUAUCCUCCUCCAAUCCACAUGCAUGCUCUCAUUACAAAGUUGCAACGGUGCUCCCUUUUCGCUCCAAUACGUUUAGUUGA